GACUCCAGGCUCAGCCCUCAUUGAUGCUGGCCCUUCAGCCAUGAGACUCCAUUCGCUUCUCUUUAUUCUCCUUCUUUUUUCGAUUCUCUUAUCCCCAGUAAGAAGUGGUUUGGGUCCUGCUGAAGGUCACUGUCUCAACUUGGGUGGUAUUUGCAGAAGAGAUAUCUGCAAAGUAAUAGAAGAUGAAAUUGGUGCCUGCCAACGGAGGAUGAAGUGCUGUAGAGUAUGGUGGGUUUCACUCCCAAUUCCGACACCACUUAUCAUGUCAGAUUAUCAAGAACCUCUUAAAUCUAAGUUGAAAUGACACUGACGUAAAAUAGAAAUACAUCAAAAGUGAAGGUUUUGCAUCAAGUACUUCCAUCUUGAUAACCAUCUUCUAUUUUCACUUAACGGUGCAAAUGAAUAAACGUUAAUUUCAAAUACACCCAAGUACUAUUCCUUUAUGAGUCAUUAACAGAUCUUAACAAACCUUUGAAAGUGAGAAAACUGUUACUUGUGUUUUCCAAGGCAAUGGAUUGAAGGCUUUUUGUUGGCCUGCCUCUCCCGCUUGGAAAGACAAAACGGUGUGUAGAGAUUCACACUGUGGACUUUCUUUCAAGAAACAACACAGGAACUUAACAGGAAAAUUGAAAUAAGCCACAGACCCUUUGAAAGAAGCAGCAGGAUGCAGCUUACACCAUGAGCUAGCAGAACAUUUUAAGUUCCUGGGGUGUUAAAUGGGGGUAAACUGACUCUAAGAUAUACUGUUCCACUGGGAAACCUAUCAAACCAGGCCAUGGGGGAAGGCCUGAACCCUUCCCAGUGCUGGACCUGAUUUAGUGAAGAGUGGGGAGUAUGUGCAGAGUGGCACUGGGAUGUGCUUCGAGUCUCCGGCAGGAUGGAGGGAAGCCAUUCCUGAUUGUAUCUCAGAGAGGACCUCCCAGAAGUCUGCCGGCUAACGCAGAUGGUGACCACAGGUUGAGAGAACUUCCCAGCUGAAAUUUUUGAUAUAAUCUUGAGUGGGGACCAACUCCCCAGGCCAGAACCGAGGGUGAGUGGGUAGUGUGCUGUAGCAGCGAGCAUAGGAGCUGGGUGCCCCUGCUCUGCAGGUGGACCAGGAGGGGUGGGGCCUGAAGGCUGCAAUUGCUGUCUCCAUAGGAAAGGCUUGCGGUAUCGUCAGUUUUGAGUUCUGAAUGCAGACUUCCUGAAACUUAGCUAGCUUCUCCCAGAGGAACACUGUGGGUGUGAGACCCGCCUUGCCAAGUGUGUGGGAGCUGGAUGGAGCUUACUGCCAACCUGCUACUCCCGCUUCUUCAUAGGGACAGAGGCAGAGGCAGCUUCACUCCUCUCUGGAAAAUUAUCCCAGUGGCUCAAGAACUGUCCUCCAAUUCCCACUGGAGCCACAGCUUGUCCCACAUGGAGAGAGCCAGAGCAUGGCCUUACCUGAUCCAGUUCCCACCUGGCUUUGCUCCACCACCCACCCUGGUCCAUUAACACAAGUAACAGAAGAAACUUUUAGGAACUCUAUGGCUCCGCCCAUUUCCUGAGACACCGGAGUACCUCCCACGGGUAACAUAAGGCAAGCCAAAAUCUCACCACUACCACCACAGCUGGCAGUCUCUCACAAGUGCCACCUCCUGGCUGAAGGCCAGCUGACACAGUCCAUUACCACAUCUGCAGUAGAAUAACAUAGCACCCAGGAAGGAGAAAAUUUGUGAGUGGUCACAACUGUUACCACUGCCUACAUCACUCUGGCUAACCAGGAGGCCCUGAGUCUGUCCAUGUGAUGAGUUCAUUACUACUACAACUGGCAUUUGAGAAAGUCAACACGCUAGGGCUAUGGAUAACCAAGGAAUCUCUCAGAGUCUACCUGAGUCCCCUGCCACCCCCAUCUGCUCAGCUGCUGAUACACACUGCUGGGAGACUUGAGGACAGAUUACAUCGCUGGUCCGUUGCAGACAUUCUCCAGCACCAGCCUGCUGUGUGGCAGCCCAUGGGGUGGCUAGUUCCAGAGGAACAGCAGCAUUCACAGUAAUCUGGAUUUCAGGGACUCCCUCUCCGAGGAAAGAGGAAGUGCACAACAUUAAGGAAGCACCCUGGGCACCAUGUCUGGCCUUCCAUUUAAAUGUUAACAGAAUUCAUCCAAAUAGCUCAAAAGCAACAGGUGCUUCAAUUUGGAAUCAUCACAGAUCAAUUUCUCGUUAGGUACAGUGAUCAAAGUUUACCUACCCAAGAGUAAACACGUCCACGGUAGACCUCAGGGCUCCAUAGAAACACAGACUCUUGGGUACAACCCUGCUCAAGCAUCCAAAUGUGCAUAUUAACAGUGUCUCUGCGUGACAUGUGCAAACUUCAGUGCGAUCAGCACAACUUGCAGACACGUUGUCCUUUGGGCUCACCUGGGAAUCAGAUAGGAGCAUGAAAGGACACUGAUGCCCAGGUUCCAGCUCCAGAGAUUAGAAACUCCAGCGUCUCCUGUGAAGCCACGGCAUCUGGAUUUCUCAUGGUUCUGGAGAUCUUUCUCCUGAAAAUGGUGGCUCCUUCCUCCCCGUUCAGUCUUGGCAGCGUUCCUUUCUUUUUCCAGGACUCAGUCCAUCAGGAAUGAGAUGCCUCCUGAUUGAGCACACCUGACACACGACAAGACAAGUGAAAGAAACUGUGCCAAAGGUCGCAUUCUUCUCAUUCCACCGUCCUUCCUAAAAAUAAUCCUAAUUUCAUGAGCCCUGAGCCAGGGGCUGUUUCCUUACACCUCAAAAUCUUAUCGCAUGGCUUAAAUUCUGCCUGUUUCUUACUGUCUGAAAAGUAAGAAAAUCCAUAGGGCCAGGAUCUUCGUUCCUGAUAAGUCAAAGGGCCUGGAGACACACAGAAUAGGAGGACACAUUCUGUACCUGUGAUAUUAGGUGACAGGUUUACAUUCAUCAGCAUGAAAUUUUACACGAAAUGUGGCAACUGCAGGUCCACACCACAAUGAGUAACUAGAAAUUGAAGCAACAUCUCAGAUCCUGGACAACUGACUGUUUAUUUUUAUUGCUUCUUCAGACAGGGCCUUACUACGGUCACCCAGAACUUUCCAGUGUAUAAUAUUGGUUGUUGCUUUUGUCAAGUUUUGGAAGUUUUUAUUUUCUGUCCAUUGAAUGUUAAUUCAUUAUCAGAUAUGCAUUGAAAUAUUAUCUCCCAUGCUCUGAGUUAUGUUUUCUGAACUUUCAUCAAUUCUAUAAUACAUCUAAAGUUUUCAUUUUCAUACCAUUGGAUUGGUCAAGUUUUUAUUAUUUUGUGUUUUUUUAAAAUUGCCGUCAUAUGUCAGAAACACUUAAAUGUAAACUUUAAAGAAUAUUUCUCUUUACUUGCAGUCAUAACUUCGGUGGAUGUUGUCAGUUAGUCUCUCAGUAAUUGCAUGUUUUCUUGAAGGUGUUUCCCGGUCUGCUUUGCACAUUGAAAAUUUCAUCAACCUUCAGUGCGUGUUUCGACAUAUGAAGGCAGUAGACCCACUUGAUACUUUAUUAUUUCAGUAUCUGGCUUCCACAAGACCAUUUCAUGCAAAGACUUGUCUUGUCCCCACUGCCAGGUCAUUGCAUCCUGAUAGAAAAUCAAUUAGCCGAAGGUUAUCGAAGGAAUGUCUAUUUGAUUACGUUGAUCUUGCUUUCUUAAUUAAGGCAAAGAAUAUGCUGCAUUAAUUAUGGUAAUUUGCUGAGUAUACUCAAAUCAGAAACUGUAGUUCUAACAUCUUGUCCUUCAGUCACUGAAAGGAUGACCGUAUCUCCCAUAUGCAUAUGCUUACAAAAAUUCUCAACACACAAACACACAUACAGAUACACAUGUCCAGGCUGACACACAUACACAGGC
Messenger RNA from Callithrix jacchus (white-tufted-ear marmoset), 3822 nucleotides. Its product is annotated as beta-defensin 109. Gene Ontology annotation, cellular component: extracellular region. The record is from RefSeq and is a predicted model, not a curated record. Gene Ontology annotation, biological process: cell chemotaxis; defense response to bacterium. Lineage: Eukaryota; Metazoa; Chordata; Mammalia; Primates; Cebidae. Gene Ontology annotation, molecular function: chemoattractant activity; CCR6 chemokine receptor binding.